Protopolystoma xenopodis is the source of this 1209-nucleotide messenger RNA. Lineage: Eukaryota; Metazoa; Platyhelminthes; Monogenea; Polystomatidea; Polystomatidae. The record is from the annotation of a GenBank genome assembly.
AUGACUACGGUUGAACUAAAAGCUCUAACCAUGCGAUUAAUGGUGAACACGAAAGAGUUUGGUUUAACAAAAACGUGGCUUAUUCGAGUGGAAGUGGCGAAUCGCCUCCUGUUCAUUAUUACCACUAUGGAUGGAACUAUGGCAGAACUGAGUCCUGAGACCCAGGACCAUUUUCGUAAAUUCCUUCAAGCCGCAGGUAUUGAAAAUGUGCUUACAAAAGACGGUCGCCACUUAUCUGACAAUGAAGUACUGAAUGAGAUAAGCAAAGAAUGUGCUAUAUUGUCUAUGAAUCGCGAAGAAAGGUGCGUGUAUUUCUAUAGUCAUUGCAGGAGACCCACUUCUUUGAUUGAAGCAUGUACCAAUGGAGACGAAGAAACUGUCCGUGCACUAUUAGAAUCUGGAGAUUGUCAUAUAAAUGAACUCGCUCCGGGAGGUGAGUCGGCAUUGACAUGUGCUGUUUCUGCAAAUGCGGAACGUAUCGUUGAACUUCUCUUAAAGCAUGGGACUGAUGCAAAUAUACGAAGCAAAAUGGUCGAGUGUACUGCUUUAAUGGAAGCUGCAAGUGUAGGGUAUGCGGGAAUCGUCCGUUUACUCCUUGAGUACGGGGCUUCGACGGACGUGACUUCUAGCACUGGAAAUACAGCCCUUCAUUAUGCAGCUACAUCUGGGCAUUUAGAUUGUGUCCGGCUGCUUUUGCAUUACAAGAGUCCUAUGGAAGUUCAAAAUGAGACAGGUCACACACCAUUAAUGGAAGCUACAAGCAAUGGCUAUAUAGACGUUGCUCGAUGCCUGAUUGAGCAUGGAGCUGAUAUAAAUACUCAUUCUUCUGAGUUUAAGGAGUCUGCUCUGACUCUUGCAAGCUAUAAGGGCCAUGCAGAAAUGGUUAAGUUCCUUUUGGAGGCUGGGGCUGACCACGAGCACCGAACAGAUGAAAUGCACACUGCAUUGAUGGAGGCCGCAAUGGAAGGUCACGUCGAAGUUGCCAGGCUUUUGUUGUCUUAUGGUGCUAACGUCAAUAUCCCUCAGGAUAGCUUUGAGUCACCUCUUACUCUGGCAGCUUGUGGUGGCCACACUGAAUUGGCUAGUCUACUCAUUGGUUACGAGGCGGAUAUCGAGGAAGUUAAUGAUGAAGGAUAUACUCCAUUAAUGGAGGCGGCAAGAGAAGGUCAUGAAGAGACUGUCGCACUUCUACUUGCUGCUGUUACUUAA